This is a messenger RNA of Myxocyprinus asiaticus (Chinese sucker), 4574 nucleotides long. RefSeq names its product disabled homolog 2-like. The record is from RefSeq and is a predicted model, not a curated record. Lineage: Eukaryota; Metazoa; Chordata; Actinopteri; Cypriniformes; Catostomidae. Gene Ontology annotation, biological process: receptor-mediated endocytosis; negative regulation of canonical Wnt signaling pathway; positive regulation of endocytosis. The transcript has 15 exons. Gene Ontology annotation, cellular component: plasma membrane. The coding region runs from base 516 to 2306 and encodes 596 amino acids.
GCCUUCGAUGUCAGUUGCUAAAAUUAAUUGUGCUUAUUAACACAAUGUCAAUCUUGUAUUACAUCAGAACAGAUUUUCUUACAGUUAGUUAGUUGUAAGGUAACACAGUAGAGGUUAUAAAGGUCGAGUAAAGGUGGGCUAAACGCUGUACCUGUGGGAGGCGCUGGAGUCUCAGUAAGUUUGUUGGCAUUCGGAGGCAGGAGCAUCUUGAGGAGGCUGUGGACAGCCUGUCUGGAGCAAACUGGUGGUUUGGGCUCAACACUCAUUCAAACUGUCCAUAGUGGUCAUCUGCUCAAUUCUCAGUUUGCUAACAGUGUUCCAGGUAUUGGAGUUCAAGAAUGCAUAAUUGCGUGAGAAAAGCACGGCUAAACAACAUCUAUAGGCUGCUCAUAAGGCGCAGUGCUGAGAAUGUGUGGUUGCUGAAAAUCCUACCUGGUUGCGUCCUCUUGCUUGUUCCUCUUUGACUCAGUAUUUCCCCUCUAUUGCACUCAUUCUCCUGUAACAAAGCACCCAUAAUGUCACAGCCACCUGAUGCUGAGCCUGUCACAGUUGUACCUGCUGCCCCAGCAGAACCCACCACUGAACCAACAUUCCCCACCACAACUGCCGCAGCACCAACUGCACUUGCAACCAAGGCUUCAUUCUGGAGGGAGAGAAAAAAAGUCUCAGAGAAGACCGAUGAGUUUCUGCUGGCCAGGUUUCAGGGUGAUGGAGUGAGGUAUAAAGCCAAGCUUAUUGGUGUGGAUGAUGUCCCAGAAGCCAAAGGGGAUAAAAUGUCUCAGGAUUCCAUGAUGAAACUAAAGGGCAUGGCAAUAGCUGCUCGUUCUCAAGGCAAGCACAAGCAAAGAAUCUGGGUGAACAUCUCUCUAACAGGAAUCAAAAUUUUGGAUGAGAAAACGGGGGUUAUAGAACAUGAACAUGUGGUGAAUAAGAUCUCAUUCAUCGCUCGAGAUGUCACUGAUAACCGGGCGUUUGGAUAUGUGUGUGGAGCAGAGGGACAGCACCAGUUCUUUGCUAUUAAGACUGCUCAGCAGGCUGAGUCUCUGGUCAUUGAUUUGAAGGACUUAUUUCAGCUGAUCUUCAACAUGAAGAAGAAAGAGGAGGAGGCUGCACUGAAGGGUGACGCAAAUGGCUCCAUGAUCAAGAAUGGUGGUGAUGCUUUACUCAACCUGGAUGGCAAAGAAAAUGCUGUGAAUACUGUGGAUCAGAUGGACCUGUUUGGAGAUAUGUCCACCCCACCUGACAUUCACUCUCCUACGUCACCUGGAAAUGACCUGUUUGGAGCUGACCUCUUUGCUCCACCAGCCCAGAAUGUGUCUUUGCCCUCAAACCAAAACUCCUCCAUUCCAGCUGAACUAUUCAACACCACACCAGCCUCCACCAUGAAUGCUCUUGGUUCAUUGUCUGUGGGCCCUGCUUCUGUCACUCAAACUCCUGGAACAGCCCCUUCUCCAUGGUGUCAGACACUCACAAUGUUUUCUCCUCAGGGUGGUGUUCCUCAAGUAACAGUUCCAGGGGCACUGCCAAAACCUUUCCCUCAACCGUCUGCCAUUGGAGGCCUGCCUGCACCUGCAUGGGUGCCACCAGGAGCUUCACCUUUUGGUCCACCAGCUGCCACACAAGCCUGGGGUCAACCAGGAACCCCAGCACCUUUUGGGGCCUGGCCCACCUCUGGUCCUAUGGCCAGUACAUUCCAACCAAACCAAUUCCAUCAAAGGAUGACUCCUAGUGCAAUGAUGGGUGGGCAGCAGGGUGCUGUGGUUCCCUCUCGUCCUCCACCACAUCCCCCGGUGAAAGAAGAACCCCCAACAGUCAAAAGUGCCUUCACAGCUUUGGACCCCCUUGGGGAGAAGGAAAAGAAAACUGGAAAAGUCAUGUUCAAAGAUUUCCAGAUGGUCAAGCCCCAGACAGCUGAACAAAGAAAUGAUCCAAGCACCAAUGGCUCCUUCGACCAGUACUUUUCCAGCAAGGUUGGCUUGGCUCAAGAGGUGGCAGACCAUGAUGACUUUGGUAUUAACCAAAUAUCAGUUAGCUCAAAUGGGCCGUCUAAACUUGCUCCUCAGCAGUUCUCCCCUCUGGGUCUGACCCUAACCCCAACAACAGGGCUUUUGGAUUCUGCCUUUACUCCUAAUCCAUCCUCUAUACCUUCAAACCCAACUCUUGCAGCAGGCUCAAACAUUUUUGAUGACACUUUUGGAAAUUACCCAUUUGGCGCACCACCCCUGAAUACAAGCACUCCAGCCACUCAGUCUGCUAACUCUGCAGAAGCUUUUGGAGACCCUUUUGGGGGAAAUCCAUUUGCCUGAAUCCAUUUGCCUUAGUAGCUUCUUUAGCACUUCUGUACACCCAUUGCGCCAGUGCUGCUGAGCCAGAGGACCACACAAGCACUGUAGAGUUGCUAAUUGCAUUCCACUUCAUGGAAAAACAAUGUGCACAUUUAAAACCUUUUUCUUAUAUUUUGUGCUGCACUGUUCUCAUUCUCACUGUAUAUCUGCUGUACCCUCUCUUUCUGUGCCUUUAUAACUGAUCACAGAUCAGCCCUUUUCUUCCAACCCAUUUCAAAGCAAAGCCAUUCAUCAAGAUGAGGAAAUUGAAGUAGGGUUCUGUUGAAGAGUGUGAUGGAGGUAGAACAAAACCAUGUGUGAUAAUGUACACGAUUUUUUCUGUAUACGAGUAUCCUUAGCAUUUAUAAUAAAGUAAAAUGCUUCAUCCAAAUGAUUUGUCAUUUAAAGAUAGUGAAUUAUGUUGUGGCUUUUAUUUUUUUUAUUUUUUAGUAAAAUCUGAUGUAACAUUUUGUAUAGCUUUUAUCUGGCUCAUAUAGUUGUUUACAGAACUGAGGAAUUCUCUAGGGCUGAUAUAAAGGCUGUAAACACAUACUGUGUUGCAGAAAAGUUAGUUACCCUGGUAAAAGAAAGAGAACCAAGAUGUGACCAGACUACUGACACCACUAAUGAAACAACAUUAUUGCCAGUGUGCUUAUUGUAAUUUGCCAUGAAUUUGCCAUUAUCCCUUUAGAUCUAUUAAUACAGAGAGGAUGGCAUCACUCUGUGUGUCAGACUGUAACACUGGGGUGAACAACUUGCCCAGCUUUUUUGUUGAUGUUUUGGAAAAUUGGGUAUUUGGGAUGGAGUCUAAACAGACAAGCACAAUAUAAAAGCUAGUGAGUAGCAUCUUUCUAUUGCUUUUUGCAGGUUGGCAAAUCAGAUUUACUCUUGCUGUUUAGGUCUUGCUCAAACUCGAAAGUCUUUUACUUUUAAAAUUCAUUUUAAACAUGCCUCGUCCUUUGUUUCACCGGAAUGGUUGCUGGGAUCCUCUCCAGGGCAGGUCAAAAAUAAAACUUUUUGAUCAAAACACCAGCCUCCCCUGUUUCCUUGAACCUGAUGAAGUUAGCUGGAUAGAUUCAGUCAGGAAAAGAUUGGGUACAUUCACCUAGUCAAGAUCUAUGCGUGUGCCUCUUUUUAGCUCUUUGUGUAUGGAGAUUCCACAUCAUUUAUUGGAUCCAAAGGACAAGUUUAUGAUGCUAUGUGAACAAACAAAAGGGCAGCAAAACUGGAAAGUCUGUCUAAAUGUUAAUCCAUUUUCUCCCGAGGAGAUUAGCAUCAAAACCAAGGAGGGAUAUUUGGAGAUAAUGGGUAAAAGAAGUAAUAAGUUUGGCUUUAUUUUACCAAAAGAUGUAAAAUGAUAAUGCACCGCAUAUUUAUGUUACCAAAAAACCGCCUUUGCAUUGACAACACAGAUUUACCUAAGAUCUUAAUGACAUGCUCUUUGUUUUAUUAAACAGGCAUUCGUGAGGAAAGGCAGGAAAAAUCAUAGAUUAGUCUCCAGAAGCUUUACAAGAAAAUACAAGCAAGGCUUUAUUUUUUUACCUUUUAACUUAAUUUGUGUUCUUCUUCUUACAGCUUACAUUCUCUUCUUCUCUGUUUUUAAAUAUGACAAGAAAAUGUGUCAAAUAACACGUUAUCUCUCCAAACUGAACCUACAGUAUAAAGAAAUGUUGUAUACUGUUAAUUUGCAUUUUAUAAUCCGAGCGCUGUUGAAUGUAGGUCAUUACUCCAUCAUUACUCAUGGCUGGUUUCAUUUUUCUUGUGUAAUUCAUUAGGCUUCCAGUUUACUUAGACCUAAAACAGAUCAGCUCCAUGCUGUCUCCAGAUGGUACUCUCUCAGUAGAAGCCCCAUUACCUGGCUCUAAUCUCAGUCUCCCUGAAGAGAUUGUCAUCCCUAUUCACAUUAUGGAAAAACAGGACUUACCUGCAAAGUAACUCGUAGUUAUCAUUUGUGUAAACAUCUGAUUUAAAUAUAUAUAUAUAUUAAUAUUCAAAGAAAUGCAUGUUUUUUCUUAACACAACUUUCGUAAAAAUAAAAAAAUGGCAAGAUCAAAACCUGUUUUUGAAGACUAACAUUAGAACUAUUUAUAAAUAUUGUCUUUGCAACAGAAUAUUCAUUGUAUCAUAAUCAGAAAUCAAUAUCAAAUGACAAACAUGACUGAAGACAGAAGUGUAUGUUCUGACUUCUGAGAUGAGCUUUGUCUUACAUUGGUUAAAAUAUUUUGAUCAUUAAACAAUACAUAAAUUGUG